Molecule: messenger RNA, 2367 nt
Organism: Ruditapes philippinarum (Manila clam)
Lineage: Eukaryota; Metazoa; Mollusca; Bivalvia; Venerida; Veneridae
Product: U4/U6 small nuclear ribonucleoprotein Prp3-like
Exons: 21
Coding region: 164-2128 (654 amino acids)
Biological process (GO): mRNA splicing, via spliceosome
Cellular component (GO): U4/U6 x U5 tri-snRNP complex
Source: RefSeq, a predicted model, not a curated record
CGAGUGAGCUGAUUGGAUAGUUAUUUUGAUAUCGGCCAAUUAAAAUGAAUGUAAAUAACUAUCUCAGGACGUAAUUUUGCCGACAGAAAAGUUUUAUUAAAUUGAAAUUUUAGGUUAGCUAGAACGAAGACAAACAUUUUAAACAUAAUCGUUACAUGCAGCGAUGUCCCUGUCAGGUAGGGAAUGGGAUGAUUUGAAGUCUUUACUAGACAAGGCGGUGAAUAAAUUUCUAGGAUUCAGUGAACCCUCACUAGUGACUGCCGCCCUCAACUGUAUAGACAAAGGUUACGAUGAAAGGAAGACUUCAGAUAAGUUACAGACAAUCUUGGACGAGAAGCAAGCCCCACUAUUUGCUGAGAAGUUGUUUGACGUCUGGGAUCAAUACAGGGCAACAAGUAAAUCACAUCGGAGUAAACGUAGAAAGUUUCAGGAUGAUAGGGACGAUGCCGAGGAUGGAAGAAAGAAAGCAAAGUUUGAGGAAAUUCCGGUUACGCCUGAGGGGCCAAGCCCGGGACAACUUACAGAAGAAAAGAUUAAAGAGAUGAUGCAGGCAGCACAGAAAGUAAUUCAGGAGAGAAAAGCACAAAUGUCAGCACAGUUGCCUUCCGGUCCACCGCCACCCUCGACAAAUUCGCAGGCCCAAAAGUUCAUGAAUGAUGCCAAAGAAAAGGCAAAAAGAGCAAAUGAGUUACAGGCACAGAUUCAGGCACGAAUGGCCAGUCUAACUGGACUACCAGCACCUAUGAAGGGAAUGCCGCCCGUCAAAUCAUUAGGCGAGAAAGCUGUCGAAGCUCAAACAAAAUCGACUCCAUCUUCAAAUCCGACACCACUGAUUUUGGACAGCGAGGGGCGAACCAUUGAUGCAAAGACUGGGCAAGCCAUUACCCUGACCCAUCAUGCGCCUACAUUAAAGGCAAACAUUCGAGCUAAAAGACGAGAACAGUUUAAAGGUUUAAUAGACGCACCACCGGAAGAGAUCAGCGCGUCCAAAUAUUUUGAUCCUCGUGUUAGUUUAAUGGGUGCGCAGAGGCAAAAAAGAGGCUUCCGUUUCCAUGAAAGAGGAAAGUUCGAACAACUAGCACAGAGAUUGAGGACAAAGGCACAACUAGACAGAUUACAGAGUGAGAUUAGCCAUGCUGCCAAGAAAACUGGGAUUGCGUCUGCUGCGAAACUCGCAACCAUAGCACCGAAGAAGGAACUGGUUGAAGGAGAAAUUCCAGACAUAGAAUGGUGGGAUGCCUAUAUUUUGAGACAAAUUGACUCGUAUGAUGCUCUUUCGGAGAAUGAGGAUUUGAAAGCCCGAUUGGAGGGUGUAACUCAUCUUGUGGAGCAUCCAAUUCAAAUGAAACCUCCAGCCGAGCCAGAUAAGCCCCCGGCUGUUCCUGUGUAUCUGACUGCUGCAGAACGAAAAAAAUUACGGCGACAAAACAGGACAGAGGCUCAGAAAGAACUUCAGGAGAAAAUACGACUUGGUUUAGCCCCGCCUAUGGAACCCAAAGUGAGAAUGGCCAACCUGAUGCGGGUGCUUGGUUCAGAGGCCGUUCAGGAUCCUACUAAGGUUGAAGCCCAUGUUCGAGCACAGAUGGCCAAAAGACAAAAAGCUCAUGAAGAGGCAAAUGCAGCCAGAAAAUUAACGAAAGAACAGAGGAGAGAAAAGAAGAUAUCAAAAAUAAAGGAGGACACUUCAUUAGGUGUCCACAUAGCAGUUUAUAGGGUGAAAGAUCUCAGUAAUCCAUCAAAGAAAUUCAAAGUAGAAACGAACGCAAAGCAGCUCUUCAUGACAGGGAUUGUUGUGCUGUUUAAAGAUUGUAACAUUGUUGUGGUAGAGGGAGGACCUAAACAACAGAGGAAGUUCAAGCGACUUAUGAUGCAUAGAAUAAAAUGGGAGGAAGACAAACAGAGAAAGAAGAAAGAUGAUGACGGUGAUGCUGAAGAUGCCGAUGUUAGAAAUAAAUGUGUUCUAGUGUGGGAGGGUACCGCAAAGAACCGAGCAUUUGGCGAGAUGAAGUUUAAAGUGUGUCCAACAGAGGCGUUUGCCAGAGAACAAUUUAGAAAACAUAAUGUUGAAUCAUACUGGGAUCUAUCAUUCAGCGGUGCUGUUUUAGAAACGGCAGGAGAGGAAGUUUAAGUCCAGCGCGGGACGUGACAGUCGGACAGGAGAAGCCGAGAGGGCUGUGUAGAUGGACUUGGGGGUGGGGGUAGUAGGGGGAUGGGAAGUGUUAAGAAAAUGCUUGUAAUAUUUAAAAAAAGAUCAAAGUUUUUUGGUUGAUGAUGGAAUAUAAUUUUUGAAAUAAAAUAAAGGUGGAAGUUUUAAAGAGAAGACAGAAUUUCAGAAGUAAAGAAUUCUAUUUUUUUGGCAAUAGAUCU